UCGUCUGCUGCAUUCUAAAUCCAAGCCUCUUCCUUAAUCCUCCACUCUGGUGCUCCUAGACCUUAAGAGAUGUUUGAAAGAACUCUUGUGAAGAAUCAUUGUAUUGGACCUUUGGCUUGCUCCUCCUCAAGGCUCAAGGCACCACUUGGAAGUCCUGAAAAAUGUUCUGCAAGACCCUCUUUCCUCCUUUGAAUACCUCCUCUCCCCAGACAGCUAAACCUCUUCCAUUGGCAUUCCUGUAAGGCAUCUGACUAAUUCUCACUAUCAGAGCUUUGAUCAUGGGGAAAUCUGAAAGCCAAAUGGAUAUUGUGGAGAAAUCGACCAGAUCCAGGAAGAAGCCCUGGAGUGUCCUGGAGCUGGGACUGUCAGUCCUGGUGUUUCUCAUGACCUGCUCUUUAGUCACUCUGGUAGUCCUCUACAUGGAAUUCAAAGGGAAGACACUGACGCUCUCUCCCAUUUCGUUUUAUAUUCCAAGAGAAGAGAAGACUUUUGUAAAACGAGAUUUCCAGAAUAUCAGGAUUACUGGCCAAACUGAAGAAACCUGUGUCCUCCCUGGCUGUGUGAUAGCAGCCUCUAGGAUCAUCCAGAACAUGGACCCUACCAGAGAGCCUUGUGAUGACUUCUACCAGUACGCCUGUGGAGGCUGGGUCAACCACCAUGUGAUUCCAGAGAGCAGCUCCCGCUACAGCAUCUUUGAUAAUCUGAGGGAUGAGCUGGAAAUCGUCCUCAAAGGUGUGCUGGAGAACCCCAAAGUGGGAGACCGGAGUGCCAUCCAGAAAGCUAAGAUACUAUAUAGUUCCUGCAUGAAUGAAAGUCUGAUUGAAUCACGAGACUCUCAGCCUCUGUUAAAAAUCUUAGAAAUUGUGGGAGACUGGCCAGUGGCCAGUGACAACUGGAAGGAAAACAGAGAACCCCACUGGGUCAUGGAAGAGAAACUGUCAAUGAUGAACUCCCACUUCAACAAACGACUGCUUAUUGACAUGUUUGUUUGGAAUGAUGACCAGGACUCCAAAAGCCACAUCAUCUAUAUUGACCAACCAUCCCUGGGCAUGCCUUCCAGAGACUAUUACUUCAACAGUGGCAAGUACCAGAGAGUCCGGGAGGCAUACCUACAGUUCAUGAUCAAAGUAGCUAAGAUGAUUCGGGCUGAUCUGAACUUCACCAAAGAUGAUGAGUUUGUGGAGAAUGAAAUGUUGCUGGUGAUGAAAUUUGAAACUGAUAUUGCCAAUGCCACUUCAUCCCAAGAGGACAGGCAUGAUGUCACUCUCCUCUAUCACAGAAUGAACAUAUCCCAACUCCAGAGUACGUUAUCAUUCCAGGUCUGCACCCCUCCUUCCCACAACUUCAACUGGACUGACUUUAUACAGAUUGUGAUGUCCUCAGUCAACAUCAACAUCCUGGAGGAUGAGGAGGUGGUGGUGUAUGGAGUUCCUUACCUCCAGAACCUUCAGGAAGUCAUCAGAAAGUACCCAGCCAGAACCAUCCAAAACUAUCUUGUCUGGCGCCUGGUACAGGAUCAAAUUAGUAACCUGAGUCAUCGAUUCAAGGAUGCUCGAGUGAACUUUCGCAAGGCUCUGUAUGGGACCUCCCUAGAGGAUGUACACUGGCGUGAGUGCGUGCGCUAUGUCAACAACAACAUGGAGACUGCGGUGGGUGCCCUCUACGUGAAAGAAUCAUUUCCUGGUGAGAGUAAGAAGAUGGUCAGUGAUCUCAUCCAAAAAGUACGUGAGGUGUUUAUUGAGACCCUCAAUGAGUUAAGUUGGAUGGACGAAAUGUCUAAGAAGAGGGCUCGAGAGAAGGCUACAGCCAUCAAAGAGCAGAUUGGCUACCCAGACUACAUUUUAGAAGAGGAAAAUGGGAGACUUGAUGAGGAAUAUUACCAGUUGAAUUUCACAGAGGACAGGUUUUUUGAGAAUACAUUGGAGAACCUGAAGUCCAAUGCACAGAAAGGUCUGAAGAAACUGAGGGAGAAGGCGGACAAGGAUAUCUGGAUCAUCGGGGCCGCUGUGGUCAAUGCCUUUUACUCUCCAAACCGAAACCAGAUCGUGUUUCCUGCUGGGAUCCUGCAGCCUCCCUUCUUCAGCAAACAACAGCUGCAAGCCUUGAACUUUGGGGGGAUCGGGAUGGUAAUUGGCCAUGAGAUCACCCAUGGGUUCGACGAUAAUGGGAGGAACUUUGACAAAGAUGGAAAUAUGUUGGACUGGUGGAGUAACUUCUCAUCCCAGCAGUUCAAGGAACACUCAAAGUGCAUGGUGUACCAGUAUGGCAACUUCACGUGGGACCUGGCUGGAGGCCAGAACGUGAGUGGAGUUAGCACACUAGGAGAAAACAUUGCAGAUAAUGGAGGGAUAAGGCAAGCUUAUAAGGCUUACCUAAAGUGGAUAGAAGAACAAGGGAGAGAGCCCAAACUGCCCGGACUGAAUCUCACCCAUGAACAGCUCUUCUUCAUCAACUUUGCCCAGGUUUGGUGCGGCUCCUACCGACCGGAGUAUGCCUCUCAGUCCAUAAAGACAGAUGUCCACAGUCCCCUGAAAUACAGGGUGAUAGGGUCUUUGCAGAACUUUGAAGCCUUCUCUAGAGCCUUCCAUUGCCCCAACGGAACAGUUAUGCAUCCUAAGAAGAAAUGCAGAGUGUGGUGACCGAAGACUGAGCCCAAAUCCUGUGCUUGCAACCCACAGUUAGUCCCAAGCAGUCCAUGAGACCAGCUUUGGUGGAUGGGCCUGUCCUUCGGGCCAGCUAUGUGUCCAGUGCUUCCUCCCCUUCUGUCCCAGCCCAGGGCAGUCCGUCCCUGCCACAGCUAUUGUCUCCGCCAAGAGGCAGAUAUGAGAAUGGAAAUUCCAGAUCUCCAACACUUGUGAGCCUAAACCUGGAGAGCUUCUUUUGGGGGGGAAAUGACUGUUUCAAAUGACAUCUCGACUGUUAUUAAACCACUGAAUUCUUUUAAAAUAUAUAUGUAUGUCUUUCAGCCAGGACCAUUGAUUACAAGAGGUCCAGAGCCUGAAUGGAUGAUGACCCAGUUGAGGUAUUUCAUUAAAUGUAAUCCAACCACACAUUGUAGCUGCUGCUGUAUUACCUCUUCCUGGCUAGCCCAACCAGUUUGCUUCUUGGAGUAGAGAUUUGUAAUCCUGUGUCUAUUUUCCCAAGCACCUGGUGUGUGUUCAAUGUCUGAGCAUUUCAGACUCAAGCAGAAUAAAUCUACCUGAAGCCCA
Molecule: messenger RNA, 3209 nt
Organism: Monodelphis domestica (gray short-tailed opossum)
Lineage: Eukaryota; Metazoa; Chordata; Mammalia; Didelphimorphia; Didelphidae
Source: RefSeq, a predicted model, not a curated record